CUGGGUGCACGCCAUUUUAUAGGGGCACACAGAGCCGCACGACUGCAGUAGGGAAGCAUCGCACGCCCGAUACGUGUGGUGUGCCGUCGUGUUAACUGCCUACGCUCGCAACCCUCAGCUGUGCCGCAUUUGCACCCCUCAGCAGGCAGCAUUUGGAUAGCGGCUGCAGUGCGGCAUUGGUAACCGCAGCAUUUGGCAUAGCAGAUGGCCUUAAACUGAGAUGGCCGGCGACGUCGAAGCACCGCAACCGACGCAACCGACGGACGCGCAGCAGCGGCACGAGGCGCAGAUGCUCGGCUACGUGCUGGGCCUCUUCUUCUUCUACGUGCUGCACGACGCGCUGCAGGAGCGCGCGUUCCGGACGCCGGGCUUCGAGUUCGGGUGGUUCAUGACGGCCGUCGAGAUCGGCACGAUGUUCGUCUGCGCGCUCGCGUGGGAGGGCGGCCUCGCGGCGCUGCGGCGCCGCCGCGAGGCCGACGAGACGGCGACGCCCGCCGCCGCGCGGAACUACCUCGCGCUGCUGGUCUUCGCGAUCGCGCUGAGCCAGGGCACGGGCUCCGUCGCGCUGCAGCACGUGAACUACCCCGUCAAGGUCGCGUUCAAGUCGUGCAAGCUCGUGCCGACGAUGGCCUUCUCGCGCUACAUCGUCCGCGACGGGAAGCGGUACGGGGUCGACGACUACGCGGCGGCGCUCUUCAUGUGCGUCGGGCUCGCGCUCCUGAGCGCCGCGGACCUCGCGGCGCACGCCGAGCGGGACACGCAGGCGGCGGGCCUCAUGCUGCUAGUCGUCGCUGUCUGCUCGGACGCGGUGAUCCCGAACCUCCAGGAGAAGCUGCUGCGGGGGCUCAAGCUGCCGCUCGGCUCGAUGGUCGUCCUGUCGAACGCGGGGUCUUUCCUCGUCGUCCUCGCGUUCAUCGCGGCGACGGGCGAGCUGGGGCGCGCCGUCGCGUACCUGCGCGUCCAUCAAGAUGCGGCGCUCUGGCUCCUCGCCCAGGGCCUGGUGGGCUACGCGGGCCUGCGCUGCUACCUGAACGUCAUCCGGGGGCUCUCGGGCGUCGCGGGCGUCCUCGCGACGUCGGCGCGCAAGGUCGUGACGCUCGUGCUGUCCUUCAUACUAUUCAAGAAGCCGUUCACGGGCUCGCACGCGACGGCGCUCGCCGUGCUCGCCGUCGGCGUCGGCCUCGGGAUCCGUGCGAAGCACCGCAAGCCGCGGUGA
Pelagomonas calceolata is the source of this 1216-nucleotide messenger RNA. The record is from the annotation of a GenBank genome assembly. NCBI's taxonomy places the organism in Eukaryota, Pelagophyceae, Pelagomonadales, Pelagomonadaceae.